Ixodes scapularis (black-legged tick) is the source of this 1776-nucleotide messenger RNA. Its product is annotated as piggyBac transposable element-derived protein 2-like. The record is from RefSeq and is a predicted model, not a curated record. Bases 1 to 1776 code for a protein of 591 amino acids. The transcript has a single exon. Lineage: Eukaryota; Metazoa; Arthropoda; Arachnida; Ixodida; Ixodidae.
AUGGACGCUCGCUCCUUCUAUGGGAAGAAGAAAAUUCCGUGUAGGGCGCGUUUACCACCCGAAGACGGAAGCGACGACAGCUGCCUAAGUGACACUGACAAUGAGGAUGCGGACUACAACCCUCCCCAACAGUUCAACGCACCCCCCGAUAAUGACACAAGCGAAGAAAGUGAAGAAGAGGAAGAAUCGGUGCCAGCUUCCUCGAAAGGAGUGAAUCGGCCAGUGCACUGGUCAAAAACAUCUUCAUCUCUGAGUAAUGACGUUCCUCAGUGGAAAGGCGCUGCGCAUGAGAGCGAGGCCGUCAGGUCCCCAAUCGAGUACUUCCAGGGAUUCUUCGACGACAACGUGUUCAAUCUAAUUGUGCAGCAGAGCAAUCUUUAUGCAGUACAGCAAAACCCGAAUAAGCCUCUAGCCUUGUCCCGGGUGGAACUUGAGCAGUUUCUAGGCUGCACUGUCUACAUGUCGAUCUUCCAGCUACCACGAUCUCGUUUGUACUGGUCAGCUGAAUGCAGACUACCAGUUGUGGCCGAUAUUAUGACGCGCGACAGGUGGGAGGAGAUCAAAUCCUCGCUGCACUUCAACGACAACCUCAGCAUGCCACCAGCCGACAGCUCCCCGAAGGAUAGACUGUUCAAGAUUCGCCCGCUUCUCGGGAUGCUGCUCCCGAAAUUCGAGGAAAUUCCUCAGGAACAAUGCCUCUGUGUGGACGAACAGAUGGUUCCCUUCAAAGGGCUCUCCAGCAUCAAGCAAUACCUCCCCAAGAAGCCUCACAAGUGGGGUUACAAAAUAUUCAUGCUUUGUGACUCCAGGGGUGUUGUACACUCUUUUGACGUGUACACUGGCCACAUCGAUCAAGUGCCGGGUUUUCCUGACAUCGGGGCAAGUGGUAACAUCGUCAUAAAACUGGCUCAGUGCGUGCAGCCUCAACUGGGCCACCUUCUGUACUUUGACAAUUGGUUCACGUCUCUGAAGCUUCUCGUGACUUUGGCACAAAGAGGCAUAUAUGCCCUUGGUACCGUGCGUGCAAAUCGACUGCAGGGUUGCAAAAUGGCCACGGACACAGAACUCCGCAAGAGAGGACGAGGAAGUGCAGAAGAGUACGAGGCAGUGGUGGAUAACCAGAAGGUGAUCGUUGUCAAGUGGUACGACAACCGAUCGGUGACCACUGCAAGUACCUUUGCCGGUGCACAACCCGUCUCCACUGUCAUGAGGUGGGAUAGGCGUGAAAAGAAGUCUGUCCAGGUUGAGUGUCCUAGCGCAGUUGCUACGUACAACAAGUACAUGGGAGGUGUUGAUCUCCUUGAUGCACUGAUAGCAUACUAUCGGAUCCAGCUGAGGUCAAAAAAAUUUUAUCUCAAGGUUUUUUUUCACUUUUUGGACAUGGUGAUUGUUGUGAGCUGGCUCCUCUACCGACGAGACUGUCAGUCACUGGGCGUUCCAAAGAAUAAGCAGAGAGACCUGCUGAAAUUCCGGCUUGGAAUUGCGGAAGCUCUCUGCAAACAAGGAAAGGACCUCUCCUCAAAGAAGCGGGGACGACCGUCCGGCUCUCUUCAAGCUCAACUCGAAAUGAAGAAGCGACGAGGACCCACGAGCCACAUCCCCAACGAGGACGUCCGCACGGACAGCACAGGACAUUGGCCGGUUGUCAAAGACACGAGACAGCGGUGCAAGAAACCUGGUUGCAAGGGACAUACCAACGUAAUGUGCAGCAAAUGCAACGCACAUCUUUGCCUCAACAAGAAUACCAACUGCUUCUUUGAUUUCCAUCAGCCAUAA